Messenger RNA from Oryctolagus cuniculus (rabbit), 2603 nucleotides. RefSeq names its product trafficking protein particle complex subunit 13 (gene TRAPPC13). The record is from RefSeq and is a predicted model, not a curated record. Gene Ontology annotation, cellular component: TRAPPIII protein complex. Lineage: Eukaryota; Metazoa; Chordata; Mammalia; Lagomorpha; Leporidae.
GGACGUUUGACGCCUGUUCUGCCCGACGUACGCUUUUUUUCCCUUCCGGGCCAAGUUGAACCUCGUCAGCCCCCGUAGGCCUGGAGUCAGACGUGCCGGUCAAAAUGGAAGUGAAUCCCCCCAAACAGGAGCACCUGCUGGCGCUGAAAGUGAUGCGAUUGACUAAGCCUACUUUAUUCACCAAUAUUCCAGUAACAUGUGAAGAGAAAGACUUACCUGGAGAUCUCUUUAACCAACUAAUGAGAGAUGAUCCUUCAACUGUAAAUGGUGCAGAAAUUUUGAUGUUGGGAGAAAUGUUGACUUUACCACAAAAUUUCGGGAAUAUAUUCCUGGGAGAGACCUUUUCCAGUUAUAUCAGCGUUCACAAUGAUAGCAAUCAAGUUGUAAAAGAUAUAUUGGUGAAAGCUGAUCUACAAACAAGUUCUCAGCGUUUAAAUCUUUCAGCCUCGAAUGCUGCAGUGGCUGAACUUAAACCUGAUUGUUGUAUUGAUGAUGUCAUACACCAUGAAGUAAAAGAAAUUGGAACACAUAUCUUGGUGUGUGCUGUGAGUUAUACAACUCAGGGUGGAGAAAAAAUGUAUUUUAGGAAAUUCUUCAAAUUUCAGGUUCUCAAACCACUGGAUGUGAAAACUAAAUUUUACAAUGCAGAGAGUGACCUCAGUUCUGUGACUGAUGAAGUAUUCCUGGAAGCCCAGAUUCAGAAUAUUACAACUUCACCCAUGUUUAUGGAGAAAGUUUCAUUGGAGCCAUCUAUAAUGUACAAUGUAACAGAAUUGAAUUCAGUCAGCCAAGCUGGAGAGUGUUUAUCUACGUUUGGGUCGAGAGCAUAUUUGCAGCCAAUGGAUACACGCCAGUACUUAUACUGCCUAAAGCCCAAAAAGGAGUUUGCAGAAAAAGCAGGCAUCAUUAAAGGAGUAACGGUAAUCGGAAAACUGGAUAUAGUAUGGAAAACAAAUCUAGGUGAGAGGGGAAGGUUACAGACCAGCCAACUUCAGAGAAUGGCUCCAGGUUACGGAGAUGUUAGGUUGUCUUUGGAGGCAAUCCCAGAUACCGUGAACCUAGAAGAACCCUUUCACAUUACCUGUAAAAUCACAAACUGCAGCAGUGAAAGGACUAUGGACCUGGUUUUGGAAAUGUGCAACACCAAUUCUAUCCACUGGUGUGGGAUUUCAGGAAGACAGCUUGGAAAGCUGCAUCCAAGUUCCUCUCUCUGCCUCGCCCUUACUCUACUAUCUUCGGUACAGGGACUACAAAGCGUCUCUGGCUUAAGACUAACAGACACAUUCUUAAAGAGAACAUAUGAAUAUGAUGACAUUGCACAAGUCUGUGUGGUAUCUUCGGCCAUUAAAGUAGAAAGCUGAAGAAAAUUACCCUUUUUGUUUCUAUAUUUCCAUCAUCUCUGUAAAAUAAUCAAGUCAACAGCAAAAAUAAGUAUAUUAUUUAAAUUUCUUUCUUGUAAGAAAAUAUUAAAUAAUUGUUUUGAACAGAACUAUCUACCGAUUUUAUCUUGUGAGUUGCAUGCUCAGUGAACAUUUGUACAUUUUCUACUCAUAUUUUGUUUCAUUGUAGAUAUCACUUGGACUUUGUUCUCCACAAUCUCUGUAUUUGACGCCAUUUGUCCCAAGUUUCUAGAGCUGCAGUCAGUGAAGUUUUUAUGUGAAAGACAGAAUGGUUUCUACCGCAAAUACUACACUUUGCAGUUGUAGUGCAAGAGCAGCAGUAGGCAGCAAAGUGCACUGGUGUUUACAAGCCAGGAGGCUGGCAGGACUUGGCCUGUAAACCAUGGUUUGCUGACCUCGGCAUAGAAGAUACAAUUGUUUCUUACAACUUUAGAACUCUCUCAGUACCUUAUUUAGAAAUAGGGAGCUCCAGGAUUUUUUCUUAGCUCCUUAGUCAACAUAAAAGGUUUGUUUACAACUGGGGUAGUCCUCCUGGUACUGGCUAACACAGUAUGAGGUUUGCUAAUUAUUUUCAAAAUCAUUAUAUUGGUAUGUAUGUGUCACCUGCUCAUCUAACUUUAAGGUACUAAACAGCCGAUCAGAAUUGGUUUUCUCUCCUAAGCUGUUGAUUAUUCAGUUAAUUUUUAACUGACAGGCCUAGUAAUCUUAUAAUUCAAAGCCAAAAACUACUGGGUUUUUUUCCCAUUGAAAAAUAAGACAUUUAUUUUCAUAAGACAUAUUUGUAGGCCUCCCAGCAUCUGAUAUUUGAUUGUAAACUUUAGAUCAUGUUUUAGUAGUUUGAAGCUUUGUGUCUUUCCAUUGAAUCACACUAAUUUACAUAUGCUAUGAGCAAAACAAUGGGAAAGUUAGGUUGUAGCACUGUGAAUGUAACAACAAGUUUCAAUAUUUUGCGAAGAAAACAAAAGAUUAUGCUGUUAGAUAAAAGCUAUCCUGUUUGGUAAAGUUGAAAUUCAAGAAUGUAUAUAUAAUUUCUUAAAUGUAAAAGCACAUCAAGUCAAAUACAAAAAUUUUUUUUCUUAAUUGCAUAAUUAUUUAUUGCUGUGACAAACUGGUCCCAAAUGAAAGCUAUAAUCAGAAGGGUUGCCCUUCAAAUUUGAAUAAUAAAGAAAUAUCUGUGCAAAAUAAAUUAUAAGCAGUGUAAAA